UAAACUCUACUGUCGUGACGUCACGGUGUAUUAGUAUCCCUUUCAACAUGUGGUACGAAAAUAGAACAGUAUUUCCCGAAAGAAUGUAGGAAUUUGUCGUGUUUCAUUGCGGAGAGUAGCAGAUAAUCUUGCAAGUAAAAUGGACUAGUGAAAGAAAAACUUGGUAGAGCCAAUGAUGAAAUCCAACACCAUGUUUCGAGACCAAGUGAAUUCCUUGAACAGUUGGUUUGAGAAGUGGAAUGGAUGUGAGAAAACUGUGGUUGUGUAUGGACUUCUAAAACACUUGAGUGCCACACAGAUUAAAUUCCUGGCUCAGGUGUUACAACAGAAAGACUGUUCAGAAGCAGAGGGACUAGAGGCAGAGGCCAAUAACCCUGCAUAUAUUCAUCAACUGCGAACCGAGCCACAGGAGAUAGCAGUCCAAAAACUGUUAGCCCACUUUCCACUGCUGAAAGUUGGCAAUGUCAAAGCCAAAACAGAGUAUUUAGCUCUUAUUCCUCAAAUUCUGACUUACUCCAAUGAAAAUGGUGCUUAUGUGGAGGAGAGCCGACAGUUACUGUCAUACUCCGUCAUUCACCCUGCUCUCACCAGUGAAGAACAUGCCCAUUUCAACUGGUGGAUCUCUCACCUUAAUGAGCGUUUUACUUCCACCUUCAUUUCUAAUCCCCAUCAACCAUCUCAUAACACAAACCCCAAAGGGGAUCAUUCGGACUUCACACAGUGCAUGCCCAGGCAAGGGGUAACUGGCCGCACCAAUGGUUCAUUCUCUUACUACAGAGACUCUACUAUGGAGGAAACCUCGUCACAGAACAAACUGAUGUUGUCAGAAGAGAACCUGUCUAACCUAUUUCAUACCCAAAAUAGCUUGAGCUCAACCCCCAACCAGCAUCUUCCACUAACGGCCACUCUGUCUGCCCCUGCCACAGUCAAUGUGAUUAAUUCAUCAUCUCAACAUACCCAUACUCAAAGCAAUCAAGAGAAUGUUAAACCAGUGAAUCAACACAAUAAACUGUGUCGUAAACCUUCAUUACACCCCCAGCCUCAUGGUCUAUCCAUGACUUCCAGUAUAAAUCAUGUUAAUGACUGGUUACAAAACAGUGAAAGUGAAGUGCCUUACAACCGAGGGCGGUCAAAUUCACUGACCUAUGAACAAAUGCAGGGAGGGCACCCUCCCCUCUCCCCCCAGAGCAGUAUUACCUCAUCUGGGAGUAGUGAUACUCACCAGGAUAUGGAACCAGUGAAAAAUAGCUUCCUAGAGGAGGGCAGUGGAAUGAGAGAUGUACCUACCUGGUUGAAGAGUUUAAGGCUUCAUAAAUAUGCCUACCUGUUUCAACAGAUGACAUUCGAAGAGAUGUUGUCCGUCUCAGAGGAAUGGCUUGAAACACAGAAUGUCACAAAAGGUGCUCGUCACAAAAUUGUUUUGAGUCUUCGCAAAUUAAGGGAAAGACAGGAACUGUUAAAAUCUAUGGAAAAGGACAUUGUUGAAGGUGGAUCAAUCUCUACCAUUAAAUCUGUGCUAUCUGAAAUGAAGGGUAUGCUUAACACACCACUAAAGGCCUUUUCAUCAGGGGAUUCCCAAGUCCCCUCAUCCCCUCCCCCUUCCCCCGUGUCUGACAGUGACACCAUCCCAGAGGGUGAUGUGCCAGGGCAGUUCACCCGUGUCAUGUGGAAAGCAUGUACCCAGUUACUAGUAACAACUCCAUAUGAUGAUGAGUGCUUUAACCUGUUUAUACAAGUUAUAGACAAGUGCUUAAACCAUGAGGCUUUCUCAGCACGUCAAAAGAAGAGAUUGGCUUCAUGGAAACAUGAGACCCAAAGAAAUUGGCAACCAAAGUACACCGUUGACAGACGGAAACCAGGAUUCGGAGGAAAACCAUUUUGGAAUAAUAACAUAGGGAUACAGAGACCAUUAAGAUUACAAAGACCAGGCCCUCAGUGGAGUUUUGGAACUAAGAGGUCUAUUGUAGGAGGCACAAGUAGUGGGCAUGCCCCCUUGACGAGAAACAGUUCUCUCAACCCAGCUAUCUUCUCACGUCCAGGGCCUCUAGAGACUCAGAAGCCACCGGUGACCAGAACUCACUCUGCCCCCUUGAGAUCUCAACAUCAUUUUGGUCUCAAUUUUACAGGUUGUGACCAGUUAGCAGGUGAUAAUCUUGAGAACUACGCCCAGCUAGAUUCCUUGUGUCUGAGUGUUACUGAGCAUGCUUUGGGAAGUAGUCUUGAGACAAAUGAAAAAGGAACAACAUACUAGGAAAAGAUGCUGAGUUUGUUACAAGCUGCUGUUCAUAUUUGUCUUAAACUGUCUCAUGUGAUGAGGCUGAGAAAUAAUCAUCUCUAAGAAGUAUAUGAUAUGUUGAUUUUUCUGGAUGUAAAUUUCAUUAACAGUUUAUAGUGCUUUUUUGCACUAUAAAUACCUAUUUAUUGGUGUUCUCUACCAGAAGUAUUAUUUAUUGACAGGUCUUAUACAAGUGUGUUCCACAACAUUGCCAUGCCUUACCCAAUGUACACGUCUAUUGCCACGAUGUACAUGUGUCUAAAAUUGUACAAUAACAUCAAUUUUCCUUACUUAAAAUUUGUAUUAAUAAACCAUUUCAAAAGGUUUAAGAAACCAUUCAAAAUAAAUCAUUUUUUUUAUGUUUAUACCAUCAUACAUAUAUAAAGGAUGUGUACCAAAAGUUUUUGUGCAUGUUUUUUCAUUUGAUAGAAAUGCAUGGCAAAAAGGGAUGUUAAAUACUGUUUUUUAGCAGCACUGAUGUUUACAAAAAUUGUGCUAUUGUCUACAAAGUGUUCUGUUGAAGCUGUAUAUUUUUAAACUUUGAAAUCCAAAAAGAAAUUGAUUGUAGUUUUAUCACUGGUUAAUAGUAGUUUGUUAAAAUAGAUAUUUUAGAGAUUAAAUGUUAACAUUUUUUUUUGUAUUAAUUGGAUUUGAAAAUAUAAAUGUUAAAACUCAAUUUGUUUACCGGUAAUUACAUUAUACAUGUAUGUAUUUUAAAAAUAGUUAGGACCUACACUAUAGUAAACAAAUUCUUCCUCAGUUUAAACAGGUAUAUUUUAAGUCAAAUUGGGGUUGUUGGGUUUUUUUUAGGAAAAAUACAUGUAUUUGAAGAUAUAAAGAUCUUGAAAUUUAAAUUUAUAAUAUCAGGGUUUUAAAAAGAAACAAAAUUAUUUCAUUUUUAUGAGCCUCAAGUUUAGGCAUGCACCAUAUAUAUAUUUUUGGUAAUAGAUGGGACCAAUACUUCUGUGCAUUACAUUGAAUGUUAAGUUACUGUAAAAUCGCUUAUUUUCGAGGGGUCAAAUUUUUGUGCUUUAAGGAAAAAUUACUGGUUUAAGGGGAAUUCAUGGUUAAAAGAGAACCACAGUACUGUUGUAUGGAAUUUUAACAUUUCUUGGGGGAUAUGAAUUAGUGGGUCGCUUCACACCACGAAAAUAACGAAAAUUUUACCCCCACGAAAAUUAGUGAUUUCACAGCAAGUUGUAUUUAGAUUAAUUCAGUUGCAAGUGUUAAUAAUGACGUAAGCAUCAGUAGGAAAUGUGUGUUAUUUGUUUAAGGAUUGGUCAAAAAGUAAUCAUAUGUACAGAUACAGAAAAAAAAUCAUGUUUAGAUAUUCAUAACCUGUACACUAUAUGUACACCAAUCAACUUUACAGAGCUGCACACCCUCUGUUGUGUGUUCAUAUGAUACACAAGUCCUUAUAAAUUGCUGCUGGUACAGUGAUUUUAUACAUGUAAAUAUAAUAUGUAUGUGUAUUUGCAUGCUUUGUUUAUGCAUGUAUAAAUUAAUGUAAAGGCCACCAAAUGCUCUUAUCCAUAAUUACAUGUAAUGUAUUUUGAGCAAAAGAAUGGUCAAUAAUUUUCAUAUUUACUAUAGGAUAGGAUGUAAAUUUUAUAAAUAUUGAGUAGUGUAAUUCUUAAUUUAGAAAUCAUAUGUAGUAUUUUUAUUAAUAUAUAUUGAGUGUAAUGUGAUAAUGUAGUUUACUACUAUUUUUCUGAAAGGGGAGGGGAACUUGCGUGGGGUGGAGGCCUCUAGACUUUGUUGUUAUCUCCUUUAUGGGUAACAAAGUCUGGAGAGGGAAGGGAUGGCUUUAAAUUCUGUUGUUACCACCAUUCUAGGUAACAACAAAGUUAAAUAAUGGAAGGGGUAGGCUUAUGGACCUCAAGACUUUGUUGUUACUUUUAUGAAAGGUUUUUUCACAAUCUGAUUAAAAUCAGAUCCUUUGAUCAGCUCACAAAGAUCGCUACACAAGGUGUAGAGAUCUAUGUGAGCGGAUCAAAGGAUCUGAUUUUAAUCAGAUUGGGUUUUUUCAGUACUCCUGAUGUUAAGAGGUGAAGACUGUGGUGCAUUUGAGUGGAUGUUCAGAGAUAAAUUAUUUUGUUAAAAUGAUGUUCUAGUAUUGCUAAAAUGUUGGAGGAUUACUCUAAAGAGGUAGGCAAUGCUGCAAGUGUUAAAAAGUGCAUUCUGUAGUACACACAUUUUAAACAGUAUUUCCUUGAUCAAUGUUUUCUUCAAAAUAUUCCAAUAUUUUUGAAAAGGGGUGGAGUAAUAGUCAUGUAGUUUUAUUGUAAUUAAAAGGUGUACAGAGGUAUAUAUGGCAGGAAGUACAACCUUGCAGUACUGCAACUUCCUUUUUGUGUGAGUGACAGUCAGGAGGUAUGGUGGAGGUUAGAUUUUUUCCCCAACAAAUUUUUUUUUACAGAAAUGAAACUUAAAGAAGGGCUUAUGAUGGUGUACUCAUAAUAUAUAUUUUUUAUGAAUAAGAGUAUUUGGUGGCCAUGAUUUAUGGAAUAUUUUAUGAAAUACAGCAUGGUAAGAUUUUUUUAAUUACUAGUCAGAGUUUACUAUCAUACCAUAACCACAUACAUGAGUACAGGUAAAUUAAACCAUUUGAGAAACGACCUGAGGUUGUAAGCUAUUCACCUACCUGAUACUCAAUUCAAGCUCAAGUUUUUUUGACUGCUUAUAUUUCAGUAGAUAAAAUCCCUGUAAGGAAGGACUAUUUUUUAGGUCUUUAUAUUCUGACAUAAAUAUUCAUAUCCAUAAUACUACAUGUAUAUGUACAUGCACCUAGAAUCUAAACUUAUCCAUAAGUUUGACAUUUAGUACAUGUAUAUUGAAUGUUCUGCUUUAGCUUUGGUCAGUGAACAUUACAUGUACUGAUGGAAUCAAAACAAGAUUGUAAAUGUUUGUUCAAUAAUGCUAGAAUUGGUUAAAGAAACUGUUUAAAAAAUUCUGGUAUAUUAGCUGUUACUAUGUAACAAUCAUGGGGGAUUACAUUAUGAAUUCUUGUUUCUAAGAACCUUUACAUGAAACCUCAGAUAUGUGAUAAUUAAGAAUUAGAAUCUCAUCUCUGUCAUUUUUUUUUUUUAAAGAAAAAAGGUUUUGAUAGACUUUUGUACUAUUCAUUUGUUUGAUCACUAAAUUUCAAAAUAUUAUAUUUUUGUAAUAUUGUAUGUGUCAGAUGAAAAGGAAAAAAUUAUGAUUAUCCCAGAGUAAAGAAAAAUAUUCAGAAAUAGAUUUUUAUUACCCUUUUAUUAUUAUUCCUGUAAUACAAGUCAAAUAAUGUCACUAAGGUCUUGUGUUUCUCGUUUGUCUAUUUGCUUUUGAAACCUUAGAAUUUUUUAAAACAAAGCAAUCUGAAGAGGUGAUAUUGCACUAAACCGGUUAUUUAUAUACUGUUGAAUUAUUUUUUCUCUAAUCCAAAUUUUAGCUUCUAAAAAGUUUGUGACAAAAUAUUAAAGUAUGUAGUCAUUAUGUCUGUUGUGAUUUUUACUGAUACUGCUGGACUUGUGAACUUUCUUUCAGUUUUUGUCACCUUUAUUUCAUUACAUGUAUGUAUAAAACAUCAUGAAAAAAGUCAAUUGAUGUUUGCAAAAUCAUUCAUGUUAUGUAAGUUACAACAGUUUCUGUAGUAUAUCAAUUUGUCCAUAAUGCCAAAUUUAACACCACCGUUCCCUUGCAGGGGGGAGUGUUUAGCCUGGCUGUAACACAUUGUACUGUAGGUACACUUAUAGAAACAUUCUCUACACAGGGUAAUGUGGAAUUUUACGAAAACAUGAUUUUUAGUUAAAAAAAAAAAUUUGCAGUGCCAUUUAAUUUUGUAAGUCUUGUACCUUUCCUUUUAACCAGCACGUCAAGUGAACGUUGCAUGUUUGUUGAAGUACUGUUAUUGGAGUUCACUCUUUGUUAUCAACCCACCUUCUUUUUUGAGCAAACUAUUGGAUGUGCAAACACUGAAAUCUGAAAACACUAAGUAUAAUUUAUUUUGAAAAUUAUUGAUAUAUAAAUUCUCAGUUCAUUACAGUAUGGAAAAUUACUUGAGUAAAACAAUAUCUGUACAAAAAUGAAUUUUACCUAGAAAACAAAAAAAAUGUAAUUUUAAAUUAAAUUCUUCAAGAAUAAUGUGUGAAAGUUUAUUGUUAUGUAAAAUUUUGAUUGUUGAACGUCACCGACAUUAAUCAUUGACAUAAUUUCUGUUAUUGAAGUUGUGAGUUCACGUUUCUUUUUUGUUUUCAGUGUUAGAAUGUUUACGGUUAAUUGAUAAGUAAUUGAUGGUAUGCAAUGUUUUUAAUUAGUGUUCUUGUUGCUUUGUAAACAAUUUUGUCACAUUUUCAAGGAAAAUCAAAUAAAUUGGUUGUAAUAUGC
Saccostrea echinata is the source of this 6640-nucleotide messenger RNA. Its product is annotated as protein Smaug homolog 2-like. Gene Ontology annotation, cellular component: P-body. The record is from RefSeq and is a predicted model, not a curated record. Gene Ontology annotation, biological process: nuclear-transcribed mRNA poly(A) tail shortening; regulation of mRNA stability; negative regulation of translation. Gene Ontology annotation, molecular function: translation repressor activity; mRNA binding; protein binding. Bases 173 to 2251 code for a protein of 692 amino acids. Lineage: Eukaryota; Metazoa; Mollusca; Bivalvia; Ostreida; Ostreidae. The transcript is spliced from 13 exons.